Vespa mandarinia (Asian giant hornet) is the source of this 1394-nucleotide messenger RNA. RefSeq names its product cytochrome c oxidase assembly protein COX18, mitochondrial. Gene Ontology annotation, cellular component: mitochondrial inner membrane. Lineage: Eukaryota; Metazoa; Arthropoda; Insecta; Hymenoptera; Vespidae. The record is from RefSeq and is a predicted model, not a curated record. Gene Ontology annotation, molecular function: membrane insertase activity. Gene Ontology annotation, biological process: protein insertion into mitochondrial inner membrane from matrix; mitochondrial respiratory chain complex IV assembly.
UAUAUCAUCUAACCUCAAAAAACAUUACGAAAGUGCAAAAGAGUGUAUUUAAAAAAUAUUAAUAUUUUUAGAAGAAUGAUAAGUUUUCGCCAUUGUGUAAUGCAUAUUACAAAUUUACAUAAUAGUAUUUGUAUAUUUCGUAAAAUUAAUAAUAAAUCCUUUUAUAUUAGUUCAUAUUCCUCUUUUAAAAAUUCAUUAAUUGAUAACCAUUUUAAAACACUAUUGGUUCAUUCUACCGGUAUUAACAAUACAAUAUCAAAAGAAUGUUCUAAUCAGAUUAAUCAUAUAAUUAAUAGAACUAAACAAAAUAGUAUAUAUCAAAAACAAUGUAAAUUUAUUUCCACGCAUACAUCUGUGCAUAAAAUCAUAAAUAAACGAUCAUCAUAUUUUGGAACAAAUCCGCUUUUUAUCAAAAAUGAUUUUACUACACGAAAUCGUUGUAAUGUAAGACAAAUCUCAAGUUUUUUUGAAGGAAUGACUGAUAGUUUGUAUACAAAUUAUGUUAAUUUAAUAUAUAUUAUAUCUGGAAGUACACCUGUGGAAUUUACUCAAGAUUCUUUAGUAUGGUUACAUACUUAUACAGGUUUACCAUGGUGGGCAACUAUAAUAUUGGCAACUAGUUUACUACGAUUAAUCAUUAGUUUACCAUUAUCGAUAUAUCAGCAAAAUAUAACUGCUAAGCUAGAAAAUUUACAACAUGAAAUGGUUGGUAUUACUACAAAUUUGAAAAGAAAAACUAAAGAGGACAUGUUUAGACAUGAAUGGUCAGAAGAAUAUACAAGACGUAUGUAUAAUCGUUCGGUAAGAAAAGCAUGGAAGGAUCUGAUUGUUAGAGACAAUUGUCAUCCAGUAAAAAGUAUACUUCUUCUAUAUAUAGAAGUUCCAAUAUUGAUAAUAUCAACCUUUGCACUCAGAAACUUAUGUUAUAUGUUUCCCAAAUCUAAUAUUUAUGCUUAUGAGAAUUAUCUUGAACUCACGACGGGUGGUUUUGGUUGGAUAUUAAAUCUGGCAGAUAUAGAUCAUUUUUUUAUAUUACCUGUAUUGAUUGGACUAAUAAAUUUAGCUAAUAUAGAGGUUGCAAUCAUGUUCAGAUUGAAGGAACCUACACGACUGCAGAAAGGUUUUUUUACUUUUUUUAGAUUAGUAGCACUUAUAAUAAUACCUCUAGCACCAUAUAUACCUUCUUCUCUGAGCUUAUAUUGGAUAACGAAUAGUGCUUUUAGUCUGUGUCAAAAAUUUUUAUUGAUGUCACCAAAGUUUCGCAGAUUAACAAGAAUUCCAGAAACUGAUUCAGAAUUAUCACAUCCAUAUAGUUAUUUAUAUGAGAAGAUGAAGAAUAGAGCACAAUUGAUGAGAAGAUUAAAAUGAUUGAUACAUAAAAUAAAUAUUCUAAA